This is a messenger RNA of Bombina bombina (fire-bellied toad), 1899 nucleotides long. It is a transcript of the gene ZRSR2, whose product is annotated as zinc finger CCCH-type, RNA binding motif and serine/arginine rich 2. Lineage: Eukaryota; Metazoa; Chordata; Amphibia; Anura; Bombinatoridae. Gene Ontology annotation, biological process: mRNA splicing, via spliceosome. Bases 4 to 1512 code for a protein of 502 amino acids. The record is from RefSeq and is a predicted model, not a curated record. The transcript is spliced from 12 exons. Gene Ontology annotation, cellular component: U2AF complex; spliceosomal complex. Gene Ontology annotation, molecular function: metal ion binding; pre-mRNA 3'-splice site binding.
AACAUGGAAGCUCCCGUGCAGGAUGGUGCAGACCCUGUGCGAAUGAGCCAUAAAAAAUCCAGAGCUAUUUUGAAGAAAGAAAAACGAAGAAAAAAGAGACAGGCGCUAGCAAAACUAAGAGAUGCAGAUGACAAAGAAGAGGAACGAAAGUUUGAAGAAUUUGAAGAUGAAAUCCAGUAUGAGAUUGAAAGACAGAGACUACAUGAAGAAUGGCUGCUCCGGGAGCAGAAAGCUCAGGAAGAAUUUUUGCAGAAAAAGCAAAAGGAGGAGGCAGCAAAGAGACGAGAAGAGGAGGAGAGAAAAUUAAUCGAAGAGUGGGCAGAACAAGAAAACAGACAGAAAGAUGGUGACCCGGAACUCGUGAAGAAGAAACAGAGAGAGGAGGCUGUGCAGAAGAUGCUGGAUGAGGCAGAGAGCCAGCUGGAAAAUGGGGAUACAUGGCAUAACCCUGAGGCACCAGAUGGAUAUGGAACCGAAAAAGAUAGAGCAAACUGUCCGUUCUAUCUCAAAACUGGUGCUUGCAGAUUUGGUGAAAGAUGUUCUCGUAAACACGGUUAUCCAUCUUCCAGUCAAACACUGCUUAUUCGUGGUAUGUUUGUAAGCUAUGGCAUGGAGCAAUGUAGGAGAGAUGAUUAUGACACAGAUGCGAGCCUCGAGUAUGGCGAUGAGGAAAUUUAUCAGCAGUUCCUUGAGUUCUACAGUGAUGUUGUACCUGAGUUUAAGAGCGUGGGGAAGGUUGUCCAGUUCAAGGUCAGUUGCAAUUUUGAACCUCAUUUAAGGGGGAAUGUGUAUGUCCAAUAUCAGACAGAGGAUGAAUGUUUGCAAGCUUUCACCCUGUUUAAUGGCCGUUGGUAUGCUUCGCGACAGCUUCAGUGUGAAUUCUCACCAGUAACUAGAUGGAAAACCGCAAUAUGUGGGUUGUUUGAAAGGCUAAAGUGUCCAAGAGGCAAGCAUUGUAAUUUCCUCCAUGUGUUUAAGAACCCCAACAAUGAAUUUUGGGAAGCUAACAGAGACAUUCAUAUGUCACCAGAUAGAACUAACAUAACUGAGAGAAGGGAACGAACAGGUCGUCAUAAUGAUCAUGGACGUUCCAGAAGGUAUCAAAGUCCUAGUACUGACUCCACUCAUAAGAAAAAUGGAGAAUCCAGGAGGAAAAAGAGUAGUCAAAACCACAAAAGCAAGAAGAAGCGUAGCUCACGAAGAUCAAGAAGCCGGGAUAGAAGAUCAAGAAGCCGGGAUAGAAGAUCAAAAAGCCGGGAUAGAAGAUCAAAAAGCAGAGGCAGAAAAAAACACAAACGCAAAAGCAGAAGUUCUUCCAGAUCUAGAAGCCGUGACAAAAGUUCUUCUUCCAGAUCUAAAAGCCAUGACAAAAAAAGAUCAAGGUCAAGAAGCUGUGACAAAAGAAGAUCAUCUUCUAGAUCCAGAAGUCGUGACAGAAGAUCAUUUUCAAGAUCCAGAAGCCGUGACAGAAAAUUAAAAAGCAGAGAAAACAGUGUAGAAUCCUCUGAAUGACACUAACAACCCGAGAAAGAUGCUGGCAAAAUUACAAGAUGUUGGAGAUGGGUAUGAACAUCCAAAUAAUGACAUCUAUCUUCAUCUGUCAACUCAAUUGUGGAUGCUGUGUAUCCUCAUUUUAGGGACUCCUCUAAAUUAAUCCCAUUUUGUCAGUGUUAAAACAUUACUUUAUUAGAAUUAUUUAUUAAUGCCAUUAUAAUCAACAAAUGCAAUUUGUUUUCAAAUUAAAUUCAUGUUAAAUACAUUUUUUCUAUAAAAUUCUCUGAAGAAAUCCUAUUAAAUAUGUUUAGAAAUGUCAGGGCAGGUAUGUUCAAAGAAGCACAUUUUGUACAUUUUAAUAAACCUGUAAAUACUUUUUAAUAAAAUGUAUCUUUGGGAUUCGUU